UUUUGCUACUUGGCUGGGCCCAGGAGGUUUAAAGCAUUUUGAGUGAUCUCAGUUGAGACAGGUUAAUCCGAAGGCAUUGUAUACAUUAUAGGAUCUUAUGGAAUGUGAGAGCUGAACUAUAUCAUCCGAAAAAGUAGUUCCCCCCCCCCCCUUCGCGGGAAAGAGAAGACAACCGAUCCGGCUGCAAAAGAAACGAAGCCGAUGCAGUCACCUUCGGGACAACCCGUCCUUUGUCAGAGAGCGGAGAAGAAAAAAUAACCGCUGGUUCCAAAGACAGAUCCAGAUGUUCUGCUAUCAGGCCCGCUCCGGAGGGAGAAAAAAAAGACCCGGAACCGGCCUUCGGCCUGCCAGCAAUCUCCUUAUCAGAAGCGGAGGAGCAUGCAAAUAGAAGGGGAGGCGAGCAGGAUCACCACAGGCACAAUAAGAGAGGCGGGGGUGGCACCCAGCCGCUCCUGAACUGCGCUGAGCCGAGGAGCAGCCUGAGGGGGAAAAGAAGCUAGAAGGAACUAAGGGCGGACGGAAAAGACUGCAGCAGGCAGGGUUGUUGAAAAGACGGCUCUGGUCCGAAGACCCGCGGGGUCCGGCAGGUGGUUCCUCCAUGUGGAGCCUCCAACCUAGAAAAGUGCUCCGAAAAGGCGGCGGACUCCGGCGAUGACCGCGCUAAGCGAGGCCAACACUUACGCACCUGCCAACACUCAAUCUAUGGACAGUAAUAUAGUGGCCAUUAUUAUAGCUACCACAGUUUCUUCCUCGGUGUUCAUCGUGGCCAUUUUGGUGCUAUUGCUCCUUUUGUACCACCGGGACCCUCUGUGCUGCCAAUUUCUGUGCUCUUGCCGACUAUUCCAGAGCCCUAGCCAAUAUGAAUGUCCUCCUUCUUACUUCAAUAGCAACCAACGACUGGUGGGAUCCCAAUCUGGAGCACAGCGAAUGGAGACAGGUGCUGCUGAAAACCCUGGUGUCCAGGGAGAUGAAUUGUUCUGUGUUGGAAGCCCCAGUAGCUAUCAGCUUCCACAAUGGGAGCAGCCUCACCUACCAAGCUAUGAGAGCGUACGAAAAAAGGAUCGGCAACGGGAAAUCCACCAGAUGAUUGCUGAUCGAUUUGGAUUAUGGGCAGAAGUCUCUCCAGAGUUGCCGCCCCCUUACGAACAGGCCUUGAGGUAUCCUGCCGCCUUGUCAAGAACUGGAGCCAGCUCAGAGUUGUCAACCAGGCAGAGCCUGCCAGAUAUGCUGCAAGCUUCUCCCACUUUCCAUACUCAGAGGAACACUUCGGUGUAGGCUGGUGGGAUUUUUCUCCUUUUGAAGACAAGGUGGGAGCCAUUUUGCAGAUCUGGACAAAUUUAAGAGAUUAAGUAGAAGACAAGUCUGGCACAGACUGGGCAAUGCUUUCGUUUCUGCAGGGCAGCCGGCCAAACCUUGAUGCUGAGGAAGUGGAAUGAAACUCUCCGGCAUUGUUGCAAAGCAAGCCAUGUUCUCUCUCUCUCCUUCCCCCCUCCCACUUACAACAAUUACAGCUGUCUUGAACUAAUCCUUAAAGACAAAAAAUUUCCUCAUCCUAAAGGAACAAAUGGCCCUAGGGAAGUUCUGAUCAGCUUCUCUCGUCCUCUUUUUUUAUACGUCGGACCCCCAAAUCAACUUCCACCAAGAACGGCCUAGAACAGUGUUGGCUCAACCUUGGUUGGCUAUGUUGUGUGGACUUCAAAUCCCAGAAUUUCCCAGCUAGGUGGACAAAUGUUGCCACUCUCUGGCCUAGAGACUAUUUCAAAGAUAUCUCCAGAUGAUCUUGCUGCAGGAGUAAGUCAAGCAGAUAAACCAUUGGAAUUUUAGUUUGAUCCCCAGGAGCUAAACAUCAAAGCCUUGUCUGAUUGUUGCUUUGAAGAGAUAAAGGCUUCUGGUUCAAAGACCACCCUGGGGGAGGGGGAGGACAUACAGCAGCUCUUCCAUUUAAAAAAAAUACCUCUGCUAGAGCUGCCAAACUUUCAAGAUAUUUACCCAAACAUUUUAUUUUCUGUUAGCCGUCAUAGGACUAUCCCCAGGACACCAUUUGUGGGGCUUCAGAUGACACAAUGAAUGUAUUUUACCCUCUGGCUAUUUUCUUCAAGCUACACCAGUGAACGGACUCUUUGGACAAAUUCUGGUGGGAUUUUUCUCCUUUUGAAGACAGGGUGGGAGCCAUUUUGCAGAUCUGGACAAGUUUAAGAGAUUAAGUAGAAGACAAGUCUGGCACUUUUGUCUCAUGUUUCUCCCAUUGAAAUACAAAUAGCCUGUUUUGCAGCCAAGCCAUAACUGACAAAAAAGACUUACCUGUCAAAAUGUAGAAAUCUCCCUGGAAGGGAAGAUUUAGCUAUUUUCACAUAUACCAGAAUUGUUUAUUCUGCUUGUCAGCUGGAGCUCAGACAAUCUUGAUAAGUUUAAAUCUAAUUUGCUGUUUGGAUGUGGGGGAGGGGAGGCAGGUUUUUGUUUGUUUGUGUUUGACUAAUAAUCACUCCAAAUGUUCCUAAUGCUAUCAUUGAAAAUUAAUCUAAUUGGGAAAUGCCUGGGAUCGCUUCUACAGUCUUAACAUGUAAGUUACCAGAAUGCAGUUACUUAUUUACUCUUUCCUGUCUGUGAGAUUGAAAAGAAGGAAUGUGAGGUAUAUUUGUGUUCAGGUUUUAUUUUAAGGACAGUUAAUGUAACACUCGAUAUGGCUAACCCAUAAAGAGAUAGCUGCAGUAAAUUUAUAUUUCUUUGCUCCUAUCCCCCCUCUCUUUAACACCUUAUUUGUACUAUACUGUCUUUUCAUGUUUAAAGGCAAGCAGGCUUUCCUUUAACUUAACAGCUAGGUUCAUGCAUUGCAUGAAACCAGUUUAUCCAUGGUUUGUUGGACAGCCCAUGCCCCAGUUAGGCAAAACCAAAGAAAUCACACUGUAGCUUAGCAUGCUGUAUUUAUACAGCUAAUUACUGUCUUGA
Molecule: messenger RNA, 2946 nt
Organism: Thamnophis sirtalis
Lineage: Eukaryota; Metazoa; Chordata; Lepidosauria; Squamata; Natricidae
Source: RefSeq, a predicted model, not a curated record